Molecule: messenger RNA, 189 nt
Organism: Sclerotinia sclerotiorum 1980 UF-70
Lineage: Eukaryota; Fungi; Ascomycota; Leotiomycetes; Helotiales; Sclerotiniaceae
Exons: 2
Coding region: 1-189 (62 amino acids)
Source: RefSeq, a predicted model, not a curated record
AUGAAUCCGGAAGAAUCCCUGCGGCGGAAGGUUGACAGAGAUUCUUUCUCCCCCUGGAUUGAUGCUUUAAAGUUUGCUUCAAGGGGACCUAGCUGGGGCGAGAUGAAAAGUGGCACUGUGGGAGCCCUCAUCAGCCUUUGCCCGCCAGAGACUUAUCUUAGAAAAAUCAAGGUACUAGGUACGGAGUAG